ACCACAAAUUCAGACAUAUCUUCAGUGUCUUUCUUACAGACCARCCUUACAGUAAAAUCAAAUCCAAUAAGGUUCACAGUCGCUAACACRAUGAAGGCAACGCUAGUGUUGGUCUUUGUAUUGUUCCUUCUCAAGCACAAAGUCACCUACGCUACGAUGUGGCAGACUCAAGAAUACUCAGAACUGAACRUGUACUUACAAGGAUUCACUCUUGAAUCGUCCAAGGUAAAAACAAUCUUUGCAUGUUACAGAAAGUGUGAGGACAACAUACAUUGUGCAAGCAUCAACAUGAACCUGACGAACAAAACAUGUGAACUGAAGUACUCUACCAAGACUAGACACCCAGAGAAGAUUGUUAUAUAGUCAACAAAACACCAUCUACAUGGAGAUACGAGAUGCUCUCGGGUUUUCUCCUCGUAACCCAAUAUUAUCCUGUAAAUGGUUCAAGAAUCUUGACAACCAGGUAAACUCAGGUGUUUACUGGAUGAAGUUCAAUGAGCCAUCCUCUGCGCCAUUCCAAGUGUUCUGUGACAUGACCACCGAUGGAGGAGGCUGGUCCCUUGUCUACAGCUAUACAUUCUCCGACUUCGAUAACUUCAAUACAGACGACAAUGUAAUUACUCCAGUACCGAAUUGGCCUCUCUAUAUGUCACCAGCCAAUGAGUGGUCACCAAUAUCAACGACAACCCCGCUCAAUGAGUCUUCCUACUCUGCCAUGGAUUUUGGAAYGUGGAAGAAGAUUGGUCGCGAAAUUCUUCUCAAGUGCAAUAUCACUAACUGGGUAGCCUGUGUAGAAGGAACCGGACGUCUUGUGGACUGGGUGGCAGGAAGUCUGACGUGUAGAGUUGUCAAGGCCAUUACACCAACAUGCACGACUAUUGCUCCAGAUAGUUUUGAAUUUUGGGGCUGUGGUCCAGCGUUUAAGAAUAGUGCCUCAAAUAGUUACCAGUUUGUACUUGAUGCACAAUUAAAGCUUCACCAAUGUUAUCCUAUGCAUGAUCCUUGUGCUCAGAAUUCAGCAAAUCAUCUCAAAAAUGUAACCAGCCCUGGAUGUGCCUUGUACCUUCGCUAGUCGUGAUGCUGGUCGAUUGGAAUCAAAAUACCAUGAAUUAUAUGUCACAUGGAUGGAACAUGGGAAGCGUAUAAAACUAGUUUAUUGUACUUUCUAAUUCAAGAGGAACCAGGUACCAUAAGGACACUUUCAAUCGAAAGAAAUCGCUUUGGUUUUACAUACGUGACCAAUUGUAGUGAAAGUUUUCCCUAAAGCCUUUACAAAUUAUACGGUUAUGGGAAAAAAGUCUGGGACUCCUGAACGCUUACGACAAGUUCAAGAAUGCAAUGGGAAUUUCUGGAAUACCUUAUGGCAGUUUUUACAGAGAACACACACACACACACCAAACAAACAAAUAAACGCCUAAAUAUUUUCUCUGCCAAAAUAUUCUUUAUCUGUACCCUGCUGAAAAUAAAGAUUGCUUUCACAUGACGAACAUGACAAAAUCAAUAUGCAACUGCCUUUUUGCUUAAAGGUUUAUAGGCCGAUCUGUGGGCCUUGUUGAGCUUUUUGUGGUUUGUGGCCAGAAAUAUAUGAAAUAUAUAGAACGCUAGUGAGCUCAGACACCACGCUCUAACUACUUCAAAAUCCUACUCGCGUGUAAAUUUCUUUAYAUAAUACCAUAUAAAGAGGACAAAUUACUUCCAAAUUGAAAGGUGAAAUGUCACGCAUAAUUUGUAAUUUCAUAUGUGAAAUUUCUCUGUUGCCAUGGCUAUCUUGAAAAUGUCUCUUAAAACAGCCCCAUAAUGCACUUCAAUGCCAA
Molecule: messenger RNA, 1814 nt
Organism: Actinia tenebrosa (Australian red waratah sea anemone)
Lineage: Eukaryota; Metazoa; Cnidaria; Anthozoa; Actiniaria; Actiniidae
Molecular function (GO): oligosaccharide binding
Source: RefSeq, a predicted model, not a curated record